Molecule: messenger RNA, 1738 nt
Organism: Trichobilharzia szidati
Lineage: Eukaryota; Metazoa; Platyhelminthes; Trematoda; Strigeidida; Schistosomatidae
Source: the annotation of a GenBank genome assembly
UGACAACCUUGAAAGAAGUACAAAUUUUGCAUCACUUUCCACUUUGUAGCGGCGUUUUUUGCAACUGAGCAAUUCAUCACUGGUGGAAUGAAACCGAAAUGGUUGUGAUGCAUAAAUUGUGGUGAAACUGAAAAUGAGUAAAGAGAGUGUAAACCCACUGAAAAAGUUUCAACGCAUUUCUCAGAACCGAAUUGUAGCGAUAUGCAUCCCAAUAAUAUUGGGACAGAUUCUUGCUGUGCUUAUCAGUCUAACAGCAAUAUGUAAUGGCAUACUUUAUCGUCAUAAAAUAAACCUACCACUUGCUAUAAAUAUUCCACACUACUUUUUAUUAGCCACUUUCUAUGGACUUCCCUAUCUUUUAUAUAAAAUAUAUACGAGUCGUUGCAGUAACACACCGACUAAUAGUACUAGUAAUCCCAGUGAUGCUGGAGAUUUUGAAGAGGAUUACAAUGGUACCACUGACAACAUAAACAUUGAACCUGUCAUUAUACCUAGUUCUAGAGGACGUCUAAUAAAUAUGCUACUAACUCGUCUUGGCCUCUAUUCACUUGUUGGCGUCAUUGAUGUCCAUGCCAACUGGGCAAUUGUGUCUGCUUAUGCAUAUACUAGUGUGACUAGUGUGCAACUAUUAGAUUGUAUUACAAUACCAACGGUUGUAUUGUUGAGUUACUUCUUCCUAUAUCAACGUUAUAAAUGGAAUCACUAUGCUGCUAUAAUUUUAUGCUUAAUUGGUGCUACUGGUAUGGUGCUUACGGAUUACUUCAUACCAUCUUCUAGCACUGAUAAUGUUAAUGCAAAUGGAACACAUGACAGUCUAUUGAACAAUACUAUGAUUAAUCAAUUGUUUACUCCACAACAAAUGGUUUUUGGUGAUUUUCUAGUCAUUAUCGGCGCUGUUGCGUAUGCUGUGUCAAAUGUUUUGCAACACUACCUAAUUGUUAAGUAUGGUAUUAUUGAAUUUCUUUGUUGUGUCGGUGUAGUAGCAUCUGUCAUAACAUUGAUUUAUACAGUUAUAUUUGAACAACUAGCUGUUAGCAGUGUACUGGCUACUAUCACUUAUGCAAAUUUAAAUGAAAUUAUUGCUUGUUUUGUUGGUUAUGCAUUAUCAAUGUUUUUACUUUAUUCACUUAUGCCUGUAGUCUUGGCACGUUCAUCUGCUGUCCUAGUUAACUUAUCUCUGCUUACGGCAGAUAUCUAUGCAGUAUUAAUGGGUGUUUAUAUUUUCCAUUAUAGUUUUCAUUAUUUAUACAUUCUGUGCUUUCUAUCCAUUUUGUUUGGUGUUUGUUUAUUCAACAUAUAUUCACCAAUCAUUAUUGAUGCUGAUAAAAGAGGACAAAUGUCUAAUUGUUUUCAAACUAUCAUGCAAAAAAGGAAAAGGCAACAUUUAAGCGAACAUCUUAGUCAUGAACAGAUUGGAUAAAAAACGUUCAUUUUGAGGGCUGAUUAUUUUUAUCCUGUAAAAUCACCUUUCUCGUUAUUUUGUGUGUGUGUGUUAAUGACUGCAUACUUUUGCUUACUUCCUUAAAAAUACUUUAAUGGAUUAAUUAUAUAUAGUUUCAUUGCCAUCUGUCAUCCACUUUGCACGAGCAUAUUUGUUUAUAACAGAAUCUUUUAUUUACAUUCUCCUAUUUAACAAUCACUGUACUACUACUACUACUACUGUAUAUGAGCAAAUUUGUCAAAGUGAGAUUAAAAAUUACCGCACAUUUUUUUCAAGUAGACUUUUGUUGAUCCCUCU